Molecule: messenger RNA, 3021 nt
Organism: Mercurialis annua (annual mercury)
Lineage: Eukaryota; Viridiplantae; Streptophyta; Magnoliopsida; Malpighiales; Euphorbiaceae
Product: phosphatidylinositol 3-kinase, root isoform
Exons: 17
Coding region: 162-2609 (815 amino acids)
Biological process (GO): autophagy of peroxisome; phosphatidylinositol-mediated signaling; phosphatidylinositol-3-phosphate biosynthetic process
Cellular component (GO): phagophore assembly site; endosome; phosphatidylinositol 3-kinase complex, class III, type I
Molecular function (GO): 1-phosphatidylinositol-3-kinase activity
Source: RefSeq, a predicted model, not a curated record
CAUCUCAGAUGUUACUCCUCUCAAGUCCCAACUCCUCUCUGCUACUACAAAACAAAAAUUAAAAUUUCCAAUUACACCCAAUUUUUGCCAAAAAAAAAAUUACACCCAAUUUUAAAAUUAUCAAAACCCUUAAUUCAUGAAAUUAAAUUAACUCAGUAAUCAUGAGUGGAAACGAGUUCCGAUUCUUCCUAUCAUGCGAUAUAAAUCUGCCGGUAACCUUUCGCGUUGAGAGAUUAGAAGGAUUGCUGCCUUCUACUAAAUCUCCUAAUUCAGGAAUUGAUUCUGCAAUAACAGAUGACAGAAAGGCGGAGCUGUAUGUGGAGUGUGCAUUGUAUAUCGAUGGAGCUCCAUUUGGUCUUCCAAUGAGAACUAGGCUCGAGUCAAGUGGAGUGUCAUAUCGUUGGAAUGAGUUGAUUACGUUGAGUACUAAAUAUCGUGACUUAACUGCCCAUUCGCAGCUUGCUUUUACUGUUUGGGAUGUUUCAUGCGGGAAAGAUGAGGGAUUGAUUGGUGGGGCUACCAUUCUUCUCUUCAACAGCAAGAUGCAACUCAAAACUGGCAAGCAAAAGCUUAGGCUUUGGCUAGGAAAAGAAGCCGAUGGAUCAUUUCCUACAGCCACUCCUGGAAAGGUUCCUAGGCAUGAGCGGGGAGAGUUAGAGCGUUUAGAAAAGCUUGUGAAUAAAUACGAGAGGAAACAGAUCCCAUCCGUUGAUUGGCUUGACCGUCUGACAUUCAAGGCUUUGGAGAAAAUCAAGGAACGCGAGAGCUCUAGAAAUGGAAGUUCUCACUUAUACUUGGUUAUUGAUUUUUGUGGCUUCGAACAUCGAGUUGUUUUUCAGGAAUCAGGAGCAAACUUCCUGUUGCCAUCUCCAAUAGCUUCAACAAAUGAACUUGUUAUUGUGUGGGAUCCAGAAAUGGGCAAGAUAAAUCCUUCUGAGCACAAGCAACUAAAGUUGGCAAGAAGUCUAACCCGUGGAAUUAUUGACAGGGAUCUGAAGCCAAGCUCCAAUGAACGAAAAUCAAUACAGAGGAUUCUAAAAUACCCACCAACAAGGACUCUAAGUGGAGACGAGAGACAGCUCCUGUGGAAAUUCCGUUUCUCAUUGAUGUCUGAGAAGAAGGCUCUCACAAAGUUUCUACGUUGUGUUGAAUGGAGUGAUGUCCAGGAAGCAAAACAGGCACUGGAUAUGAUGGGUAGGUGGGAGACAAUUGAUGUCUGUGACGCCCUAGAGCUUCUGUCGCCUGUUUUUGGAAGUGAAGAGGUUCGUGCAUAUGCUGUCAGCGUUCUUGAAAGAGCUGAUGACGAAGAGCUUCAGUGUUACUUACUUCAAUUGGUUCAGGCCCUUCGCUUUGAACGCUCUGAUAAAUCUCGCCUUUCGCAGUUCCUUGUCCACCGCUCAAUAAAUAAUAUUGAGUUGGCCAGCUAUCUUCGUUGGUAUCUUUAUGUUGAACUUCAUGACCAUGACCCUGCAUAUGCCAAACGCUGUUUCUGCACCUAUGAGAUCCUAGAAGAGAAUAUUAAGUUGGCGGAUGGCCCAAAUGGAGAAGAUGGAUUCAAGGUAUGGAAUAGUUUGUUGCGUCAGAAAGAAUUGACAGCUCAGUUGUGCUCUAUUAUGAGAGAUGUAAGGAAUGUGCGAGGUAACACCCAGAAGAAGAUUGAAAAGCUUAGACAACUUCUCUCUGGUCUUCUUAGUGAACUUACCUAUUUUGAGGAGCCAAUUCGAUCACCACUUACUCCCGGUGGCCUCAUCACUGGGAUUGUACCAUCAGAGUCAUCAAUAUUUAAGAGUGCAUUGCAUCCAUUACGUUUGACUUUCCGGACGCAAAGCGGCGGAACUUGCAAAGUCAUAUUUAAGAAGGGUGAUGAUAUUCGACAAGACCAAUUGGUUAUCCAAAUGGUAUCACUGAUGGAUCGUCUGCUCAAGUUGGAAAACCUUGACCUUCAUUUAACUCCAUAUAAGGUGCUGGCUACCGGACAAGAUGAAGGCAUGCUUGAAUUCAUACCAUCACGAUCUUUGGCUCAGAUUCUCUCUGAGCACCGCAGCAUUAUAAGUUAUUUGCAGAAAUUUCAUCCUGAUGAACAUGGACCAUUUGGAAUUACAGCCACCUGCCUUGAAACAUUUAUAAAAAGCUGUGCUGGCUACUCCGUCAUCACGUACAUACUGGGAAUUGGAGACAGGCACCUGGACAACCUUCUUCUUAGGGAUGAUGGGCGUCUAUUCCAUGUUGAUUUUGGUUUUAUUCUUGGCCGAGAUCCAAAGCCAUUCCCACCACCAAUGAAGCUCUGCAAGGAGAUGGUUGAGGCUAUGGGUGGUGCAGAAAGCCAAUUUUAUACUCGUUUCAAAUCAUAUUGUUGCGAAGCAUACAACAUUCUUAGAAAAUCUAAUAACCUGUUUUUGAAUCUAUUCCAUCUGAUGGCUGGCUCCAAUAUACCCGAUAUUGCUACGGAUCCUGAAAAGAGCAUUCUUAAGCUUCAAGAGAAGUUCCGCCUGGAUCUGGAUGAUGAGGCUGCCAUACACUUUUUCCAGGAUGUUAUCAACGAAAGUGUUAGUGCUCUGUUUCCUCAAAUGGUGGAGACAAUUCAUAGAUGGGCGCAGUACUGGCGUUAACCUUAGAGAUGAAUUAGGUAAAGAUUCUGUUCUGCACCGUUUUCUGUUCCUUAUCCAAUUUGUCGGGUUUGUUGUUUCAGUUAUAAAUUUUGUUUAUGAAACUGACUCCUCCUUUUGUGAAAGUUCUAAAUGGAAUUAAUUUAUAAUCGGGGCCUGUGAUACACUGAUACUAUACUCAGUGCAUGCGCAAUUUUUCUGUUUGUAAUUGGAAAAUGCUCAUCACAUUUGCCUGCAGGUUGUAACUGUUUCAAAGGUCUUCGUAAUUAUCUGAUUAUGUAAAUAACAAUGUAAAUAAAGAGAGGCCGUGCACAUCGACAAAAAUUUUCCUUGGCUAUUACGACUCGGUAUGUGGUCCUUGUUUGAACUGCAUUUGAUACUUUCUGAUUCCGAUAAUGUGACUGAAUUUCCUAUU